UGCGAAUGUGAAAGUAAAAGGAAGCUUUGCGCCCCGGUGCUUGCUCAUUUAAGGCCUUUUUGCUUUGGAAAUCACUGACAGGGGGGUCGAUUUGAUUUUUGUGCUGAAGAUUAUCAUUAUUUGCAGAGCAUGUUAUCGUGGCGGAAUUGGUACAGUUCCCAGUACCUGGGGGGUCAAUCCGCUGCCCAUUUCUCCAAUGGCGGUUAUCUCUUUGCUGUGGAUCCAGAGGAGUCACUGUCCCAAAUGAUAAACCGCACGCUUGCAGAUGACACGGCAGCAGCAGACGAGGAUCUGGAUUCGGCAGUCCUGUUUGGAAACCUCAGAGGGAAUAUAGUUGGAUUACGUUAUUACACCGGUGUGGUGAGCAACAAUGAAAUGGUUGCUCUGCAGCGAGAUCCGAACAAUCCUUAUGACAGUAAUGCAGUCCAAGUAAAUAAUGUGAACGGCAUUCAGGUGGGACACAUCAAACGGGAGUUGGCGACGCCCCUGGCCUUCAUCUUAGAUAAUAAACUGGCCAGAGUAGAAGGGGUUGUCCCCUAUGGAGCUAACAACGUGUUCACCAUGCCUGUGCAGCUUUCUUUCUGGGGCAAAGAAGAAAACCGCAGUGCCGUUCUGGAUAGACUGAAGAUGCACAACUUCAAACUGGCACCACCCAACAGAGGCAGUGGAAUUGCUGAAGGGUGGCCUGGAACAGGAUCUGCAAGAGCUGGUCCAAGCUACAAAGCCCCUGUGCACACUGCUGUUCAGAUGACAGCGGAACAGCUAAAGAAUGAAUUUGACAAGAUUUUUGAAGAUCUGAAAGAGCAUGAUAAGACUCGGGAAAUGGAACCAGCUAAGGCUGUCCGUACACCAUUGCUGCCUCAUCAGAAGCAGGCGCUGGCCUGGAUGAUACUGAGGGAAAAUAACACCGACCUUCCUCCGUUCUGGGAGCAGAGAAACAACAUGUACUACAACUUGCUGACAAACUUUGCAGAAAAAGAGAGGCCUGAGAACAUUCAUGGAGGCAUCCUGGCGGAUGACAUGGGUCUGGGAAAAACAUUGUCGACUAUUGCAGUGAUCCUUACAAACCAUCACUAUGGCAAACCACUUCCUGUUGAAAAAUGUGCAGCAGAGGAAUCGUCCAGCCACAGAGAAGUAAUGGAGAGAUCCUGUACCCAAAGGCCCCACAAGGCACCAUCCAGCGCUUCUGAAGUACAGGCUGGUGCUGACAAAGGGGAAAAGGUCUCCACAGUCAAUACUACAGGAAGUGUUUCUUCUUCAGGAUUUGACUUAUUUACUUCAUUUCAACCUAAAAGGAAAAAAAAGGAGAAUAUUAAGUACACUUACAGCAGCAACUCUGAGAAGGAUGAGGAAUACCCCACCACAUCGAAAAAAGUGAAAGUUGCGACAGUUAAGGGAACAGAAUGGAAAUCUACAAGCAGUGAGAAGAAAGGAGGUACUGAAGGCGAAUCGCACUUCAAGUGUGGCUUCGUGGAGGAUAUUGAUUUUGCAGCAGCACUUGGCGGCUCCAGUUCCACUCCGAAGAAGAUGAGAAAAGGUUGUGCCAGUGUCCAGACCAGCAUUAAAUCAGCAUUUGGCACCAAGGCAAAAUCAACCCUGAUCGUGUGUCCACUCUCUGUGCUCGGUAACUGGAUUGAUCAGUUUGACCGACACAUGUGCCCUGACGUGAAACUGAACUUGUAUCUUUAUUACGGUUCUGAGCGAAAUAAGGAUGCAGCAUUCCUUGCAGAACAGGAUGUGGUACUGACAACCUACAACACGCUAACAGUUGAUUAUGGGAGUGGAAGUGCCAGUCCACUGCACAAAGUGAACUGGCUCCGUGUGGUACUGGAUGAGGGCCAUACCAUCCGAAACCCAAAUGCCCAGCAGACUAAAGCAGCACUCACUCUAAAGGCUGAGAGAAGAUGGGUGUUAACAGGCACUCCAAUACAAAAUUCCUUGAAGGAUCUGUGGUCAAUUCUUUCCUUCCUGAAGCUGAAACCAUUUACAGACAGACAGUGGUGGCAUCGGACAAUACAACGUCCUGUAACCAUGGGGGAUCAACAUGGCCUCAAGCGGCUACAAGCAUUGAUAAACAACAUCACAUUGCGAAGGACCAAAACGAGCAAAGUAAACGGCAAGCCUGUGAUCGAGCUGCCUUCACGCAAGGUCUUUAUUCAACAUAUCACGCUGUCCGACGAGGAAAAGCAAAUAUAUGAAUCUGUAAAGAACGAAGGUCGAGCCAUUAUUGGCAGAUAUUUCAGCGAAGGAUCCGUUUUCACACAUUACGCCGAUGUUCUAGCCAUCCUGGUCUGGCUGAGGCAGCUGUGCUGUCAUCCACGUCUGUUUGCAAACUCUUCAGCUGUGAUAGGCUCUACAGACAGUGCCACUCCUGAUGAACUGAGGGAGAAGUUGGUGAAGAAGAUCAAACUAGUUUUGAACUCUGGCUCUGAUGAAGAGUGUGCUAUCUGUCUGGAAUCACUAACUUUUCCUGUAAUUACGCACUGUGCCCAUGUUUACUGCAAACCGUGCAUCUGCCAAGUUAUUCGGAAUGAACAGCCCACCGCCAGGUGCCCCUUGUGCAGGACAGAGAUCCGAGUGGAACAGCUGGUGGAGUGUCCUCCUGAAGAGGUGGCUCCGGCAUCACUUGACAAAACCCAGCAGGCCUGGGUCUCCAGUUCAAAGGUGGAUGCCCUGAUGCAUUCAUUGAUUGAGCUUCGAAAGCAGGACCCCACCGUGAAGAGUUUAGUUGUCUCUCAAUUCACGGCCUUUCUUACUCUUAUAGAAACUCCCCUCAGACAAGAAGGCUUCACCUUCACCCGUUUGGAUGGCUCAAUGCCACAGAAGCGACGGAUAAUCGCCAUCGAGUCCUUCCAGAGUAACAGUCCGGGCUCACCAACCAUCAUGCUGCUCUCGCUAAAAGCUGGCGGAGUUGGACUGAAUCUCACAGCAGCUUCUCGGGUAUUCCUCAUGGAUCCUGCUUGGAAUCCUGCUGCUGAGGAUCAGUGCUUCGAUAGGUGCCACAGGCUGGGCCAGACCAGAGAUGUCGUCAUCACCAAGUUCAUUGUGAAAGACUCUGUGGAGGAAAAUAUGAUGAAGAUUCAAAACAAGAAACAAGAACUUGUUGCAGGAGCUUUUGGAUCCAAACGACAGCGGGAAAUCAAGCAGGGCCGGAUUGAAGAGAUCAAGAUCUUGAUCAACAUGUAAUACCAGUUUCUGCUGACUAAAAUGUUUUAUUUCUUUCCUUCCUUCCAAGAAAUCUGACCAAACAAAUUUGAAUGAGAAGAUAUCUUUAAUACAAAUCAUUUAAUGACUAACAAAAAUGCGUGUAUAAAACAAAUCCAGUUUAAUAUAUGUGCCGUUGUUCUUCUGAUGGAGGAGAUGCUGCAUUCAGAAGAGCCGACCCUCAAAUGCAACAUCAAACCGCAGAGAUUAAAGUAAUUUCUGUCAAGGGAAAUCUGAACGUACAA
Messenger RNA from Hypanus sabinus (Atlantic stingray), 3449 nucleotides. RefSeq names its product helicase-like transcription factor (gene hltf). Gene Ontology annotation, molecular function: zinc ion binding; ATP binding; ATP-dependent chromatin remodeler activity. The transcript is spliced from 25 exons. Lineage: Eukaryota; Metazoa; Chordata; Chondrichthyes; Myliobatiformes; Dasyatidae. The coding region runs from base 130 to 3186 and encodes 1018 amino acids. The record is from RefSeq and is a predicted model, not a curated record.